AUGGAACCUGAAGGAACCACCUCCACCUUCUGUGGGACACCAGAGUAUUUGGCUCCUGAGGUCCUGAGGAAGGAGCCGUACGACCGCACAGUGGACUGGUGGUGCCUGGGGGCCGUGCUCUAUGAGAUGAUCUACAGCCUGCCUCCCUUCUACAGCCGUGAUGUCUCAGAGAUGUAUGAGGGGAUCCUCCAUAAGCCCCUCCCACUUCCUGCUGGUAAAUCAGACGCCUGCUGCUCCCUGCUGCGAGGCCUGCUGCAGAAGGACCAGCACCGCCGGCUGGGCGCCAUCGCAGACUUCCUGGAAAUUAAAAACCACACAUUCUUCUCUCCGAUCAACUGGGACGACCUGGUCCAUAAGAGAAUCACUCCUCCCUACAACCCCAACGUGAGAGGUCCCGCGGACACACAACACAUCGACCCGGAGUUCACCAGAGAGAUGGUCCCCAACUCAGUCAGCCGCACUCCGGACCUGAGCACCACCGGCUCCAGCGCCAACGCCUUCAACGGCUUCUCCUACGGACCGAGAGGAGAGGACCCAGGAGAGGACCCAGGAGAGGACCCAGGGGAGGACCCAGGAGAGGACCCAGGAGAGGACCCAGGAGAGGACCCAGGAGAGGACCCAGGAGAGGACCCAGGAGAGAACCCAGGAGAGGACCCAGGAGAGGACCCAGGAGAGGACCCAGGGGAGGACCCAGGAGAGGACCCAGGAGAUGAUCUAGGAGAGGACCCAGGAGAGGACCCAGGAGAGGACCCAGGGGAGGACCCAGGAGAGGACCCAGGGGAGGACCCAGGAGAGGACCCAGGGGAGGACCCAGGAGAGGACCCAGGAGAGGACCCAGGAGAGGACCCAGGAGAGGACCCAGGAGAGGACCCAGGGGAGGACCCAGGAGAGGACCCAGGAGAUGAUCUAGGAGAGGACCCAGGAGAGGACCCAGGAGAGGACCCAGGAGAGGACCCAGGAGAGGACCCAGGAGAGGACCCAGGAGAGGACCCAGGAGAUGAUCCAGGAGAUGAUCUAGGAGAGGACCCAGGAGAGGACCCAGGAGAGGACCCAGGAGAGGACCCAGGAGAUGAUCUAGGAGAGGACCCAGGAGAGGACCCAGGAGAUGAUCCAGGAGAGGACCCAGGAGAGGACCCAGGAGAGGACCCAGGAGAGGACCCAGGAGAUGAUCCAGGAGAUGAUCUAAGAGAGGACCCAGGAGAGGACCCAGGAGAGGACCCAGGAGAUGAUCUAGGAGAGGACCCAGGAGAGGACCCAGGAGAUGAUCCAGGAGAGGACUCAGGAGAGGACCCAGGAGAGGACCCAGGAGAGGACCCAGGAGAGGACCCAGGAGAGGACCCAGGAGAGGACCCAGGAGAGGACCCAGGAGAUGAUCCAGGAGAGGACCCAGGAGAGGACCCAGGAGAGGACCCAGGAGAGGACCCAGGAGAUGAUCCAGGAGAGGACCCAGGAGAGGACCCAGGAGAUGAUCCAGGAGAGGACUCAGGAGAGGACCCAGGAGAGGACCCAGGAGAGGACCCAGGAGAGGACCCAGGAGAUGAUCUAGGAGAGGACCCAGGAGAUGAUCCAGGAGAGGACUCAGGAGAGGACCCAGGAGAGGACCCAGGAGAGGACCCAGGAGAGGACCCAGGAGAUGAUCCAGGAGAGGACCCAGGAGAGGACCCAGGAGAGGACCCAGGAGAGGACCCAGGAGAUGAUCCAGGAGAGGACCCAGGAGAGGACCCAGGGGAGGACCCAGGAGAGGACCCAGGAGAUGAUCUAGGAGAGGACCCAGGAGAGGACCCAGGAGAGGACCCAGGGGAGGACCCAGGAGAGGACCCAGGGGAGGACCCAGGAGAGGACCCAGGGGAGGACCCAGGAGAGGACCCAGGAGAGGACCCAGGAGAGGACCCAGGAGAGGACCCAGGAGAGGACCCAGGGGAGGACCCAGGAGAGGACCCAGGAGAUGAUCUAGGAGAGGACCCAGGAGAGGACCCAGGAGAGGACCCAGGAGAGGACCCAGGAGAGGACCCAGGAGAGGACCCAGGAGAGGACCCAGGAGAUGAUCCAGGAGAUGAUCUAGGAGAGGACCCAGGGAGAGGACCCAGGAGAGGACCCAGGAGAGGACCCAGGAGAUGA
Molecule: messenger RNA, 2118 nt
Organism: Knipowitschia caucasica
Lineage: Eukaryota; Metazoa; Chordata; Actinopteri; Gobiiformes; Gobiidae
Source: the annotation of a GenBank genome assembly